Molecule: messenger RNA, 1229 nt
Organism: Amblyraja radiata (thorny skate)
Lineage: Eukaryota; Metazoa; Chordata; Chondrichthyes; Rajiformes; Rajidae
Gene: agmat
Product: agmatinase (putative)
Exons: 7
Coding region: 40-1083 (347 amino acids)
Molecular function (GO): metal ion binding; agmatinase activity
Source: RefSeq, a predicted model, not a curated record
AAAGUCCGAAUCUUUGCUCAGAGGAGAGAGAGAGAACACAUGGAGUGGUUGCUGUGCCGGUGCCGACGCCUCCCUUCCCUGCUGAGACGGCAGCCGCGGCUCGUCCUGCAACCCCCGGCCGGCCGGAGCUACUCCUCGACGCGGCUCAAUGUGCCCAAGAGUGGCGCCGAUGUGGCCCGUUCGGUCGGCGUCUGCUCCAUGAUGCGGCUCCCGGUGCAGGACAGCUCGCAGGGGCUGGACGCUGCCUUCGUCGGAGUUCCCCUGGACACAGGCACCUCCAACCGGCCCGGCGCCAGGUUUGGGCCCCGACAUAUCCGGGCAGAGUCGUGUUUAAUCCGGGCUUACAACGGGGCGACUAAGGCAGCCCCCUUCGAAUCCCUGAUGGUGGCCGACAUCGGAGACGUCAACAUCAACCUUUACGACCUGAAGCAGAGCUGCAAGAUGAUCAGGGAGGCCUUCCAGAAGAUCACAUCCACUGGCUGCAUACCCCUCACCUUGGGUGGCGAUCACACAAUAACAUACCCCAUACUUCAGGCACUGACAGAAAAACAUGGCCCAGUGGGACUGGUUCAUAUCGACGCUCAUGCUGACACCAGUGAUACUGUCCUCGGGUCGAAAAUAUGCCACGGGACGCCCUUCAGACGCUGCGUGGAAGAGGGGCUUCUCGACUGUAAGCGGGUCGUGCAGAUCGGCCUCCGCGGUUCCACGUACGAACCAGACGGUUACAUUUGGGGCAGAGAACAGGGUUUUCGGACAGUUACUGGACAUGAAUGUUGGCUGCGUUCCCUGGCUCCACUGAUGGUUGAGGUGAGGCAGCAAAUGGGGGAUGGCCCUGUGUACAUUAGCUUUGACAUCGAUGGCCUGGACCCAGCCUUCGCACCUGGGACCGGAACGCCGGAGAUCGCAGGUCUUCAUCCCAGUCAGGCCUUGGAGAUUAUCCAAGGGUGUCGGGGGAUGAGAAUAAUCGGCUGCGACUUGGUUGAGGUCGCGCCCUUAUAUGAUACUUCUGGUAAUACAGCUCUGACAGCCGCUAAUCUGCUCUUUGAGAUGCUGUGUGUUCUACCCAACGUUAAAUACUACUGAGAUUCAUACGUCGUUUGGGCCAAACUGGCGACAUUAGCUCACAAUAAUGACUGUACUGGUUGCAGCCAAAUCCAUUUGAUGGCUGCUCUGUACACUUUACUCUGUAUAGUACAAUUUUACAUGUAAUAAAGGAAUGUUGAACUUGC